Molecule: messenger RNA, 1978 nt
Organism: Microtus ochrogaster (prairie vole)
Lineage: Eukaryota; Metazoa; Chordata; Mammalia; Rodentia; Cricetidae
Gene: Rpf2
Product: ribosome production factor 2 homolog
Biological process (GO): ribosomal large subunit assembly; maturation of LSU-rRNA from tricistronic rRNA transcript (SSU-rRNA, 5.8S rRNA, LSU-rRNA)
Cellular component (GO): nucleolus
Molecular function (GO): rRNA binding
Source: RefSeq, a predicted model, not a curated record
GCUGAGCCAUCUCUCCAGCCCCCCUGGCUUGAGGUCUUGAGGUCUCCUGUAGCCCAGGCUGGCAUCCCGAGCUCUACAUAGCCCGAUCCUUUUGCCUUCAUUUCCAAAGUACUGAAAUGCCAGGCCUGCACCCCAAUGCUGACCUCUUUGGUGUGUGUGUGUGUCUGCUUGAGACAGCAUCUCACUGUGGAGCCUAGACUGGAUUUCAACUUUCAGUCCUGCCUUGCUCUUCCUGAACUCCAGAAUUAGUUUUACAAGGCUGUGCGGGGUUCACCCGCUUUGUGAAUGCACCCUAAACCACUAAACUGUACACAUCACAUUAAAGGGUGCAUUUUAUAUAAUUGUAUGCAAAGUAUGACUAAAAUUUGAGGGGAAAUCACAAUCAGCAGUAUUCUCCGUAUAUCUUUUUCGUAUAAAGCAACCGGGUAAUUAACCGGCCUCAACUGAUCUCGCAGUUAAGCCAAUGAUGCCAUUUUCAUGCCAGUAUUUUUUGUAAUUAUCUGAGUCCCAUGCCUCCAACCUUUUAGAAUUCUGGUUAUUUCUCUGAAGGCGAACACUUGGUUCCCCCAAACUCGGCUCCGCACCAAGUCACUUAAAGCGUUUGCUUUCCAGAAAACAGCCAAAACAUUCCGUAAUCAAGGGAACAGAAGCUAUGCCCUCCCACCGUGGCUGCCACCGAGGUCGGCUGAGCUAAGGAAGUCGUGUUUCGUGUUUCCGGUACCGCCUCUUCCUGCGCUAGCGGCGGCUUCGCGGAAGUGCGCGGUACACGUGUGUUUGCUCGGGGUCCGGUAGCGAUGGACGCUUUGGAUAAAGUCCUAAAACCUAAAACCAAAAGGGCUAAGAGAUUUCUUGAGAAGAGAGAACCAAAGCUCAAUGAAAACAUUAAGAAUGCCAUGCUGAUUAAAGGAGGAAAUGCAAAUGCAACUGUGACGCAAGUUCUCAGGGACGUGUAUGCACUGAAGAAACCAUAUGGAGUUCUCUAUAAAAAGAAAAAUAUUACAAGACCAUUUGAGGAUCAGACGUCACUGGAAUUCUUCUCAAAGAAGUCAGAUUGUUCUUUAUUCAUGUUUGGCUCCCAUAAUAAGAAGAGGCCGAAUAAUCUAGUAAUAGGUCGAAUGUAUGACUACCAUGUGCUGGAUAUGAUUGAACUGGGUAUUGAGAAAUUUGUCUCUCUAAAGGAUAUUAAGACUAGUAAGUGCCCUGAGGGAACAAAACCUCUGUUGAUAUUCGCUGGUGAUGAUUUUGAUGUAACAGAAGACUAUAGAAGAUUAAAAAAUCUUCUUAUUGAUUUCUUCAGAGGCCCCACAGUGUCAAACAUCCGACUGGCCGGAUUAGAGUAUGUUCUGCACUUCACGGCACUGAACGGGAAGGUUUACUUUCGAAGCUAUAAGCUGCUGUUGAAGAAAUCUGGCUGCAGAACCCCACGAAUUGAGCUGGAGGAGAUGGGACCGUCGCUCGACCUUGUUCUGAGGAGGACACACUUAGCGUCAGAUGACCUUUAUAAAUUGUCUAUGAAAAUGCCCAAAGCUCUCAAGCCAAAGAAGAGAAAGAAUAUCUCUCAGGAUACUUUUGGUACAACUUUUGGAAGGAUUCAUAUGCAGAAGCAAGACCUAAGCAAACUACAGACCAGGAAAAUGAAGGGGUUGAAGAAGCGACCUGCAGAGAUGGGGACAGACGACGAGGGGAAAAAAUCAAAGAGAAUUAAGAAAAAUGAUUGAAACCAACUGACAGUGACCACUUUCUUGUGGUUGUUUACUAAAGAGAACUGUUCGAUUUGAGUCUGUUCAGUUUUUUUCAUAGGAAUUUGUUGUUUCUUUGUAGGUUUUUAGAGGCAUAGUGGUAAGAUGAGAUCUCAUAUUGUAGCCCAGGCUAGCCUCAGUCUCCCAAGAGCGGCAAUUACAGGCAUGUACCACCAUACCUAGCAUAUUGUAUAUUUCUGUAACAUAACUUAUUACUUAAAUUUUUAAAAAAUCUGAAA